GGGCCGCACCCUCUGGCCUGCCCCACCCUGGGCAGCUGCAGGAAAUAUCCAUUCCAGGCACGGGCUCUCUCCGCGGCUGAGUCUUCCUCCUAGGGGCGCCCAAAAGGCUCGUGGCCGCCGUGGAGCCCCUCCCAGACCGUGACCAGGAACUUGAUGGGCGGGGAUCCCCUGGCAGGCAGCUCGCUCGAUUUUCUUCUCUCGGUUCUCGUGCCUCGGAACUAACUCCUCGGCGGCGCCUGGACUCGGGCUGUGCAGCUGCAAAGCUUGGUGGGAUCCCGCUUUGGGUCCUCAGACCGAGCUGCCGCCGCCGUCGCUGUCCGAGGCCCGGCCGGGAGGAGAAAAGAGGCAUUAACUCCUACGAGGAGGGGGACGGGUGGUGGCACUAGAAACUUUUCUCAUUGCCCAGGUCUACCCCUGUUCUUGGAGUACCAUGCUUCGUUGGGUGAGGGGCUUCGUACUGCCCGAGGCGGUCUGCCAGGAAACCGAUACCCCAAACCGCUUUGAAAACCUCUUCCAAAAAUUGGACCGCAACGGGGAUGGAAAAGUGGACAUCAGCGAGCUGCAGGAGGGCCUGAAAAACCUGGGCAUCCCUCUAGGCCGAGACGCGGAAGAGAAAAUUUUCAAUAUUGGUGAUGUUAACCGUGAUGGGCGACUGGACUUUGAAGAAUUUAUGAAGUAUCUUAAAGAUCAUGAGAAAAAGAUGAAGUUGGCAUUUAAGAGUCUGGACAAAAAUAAUGAUGGAAUAAUUGAUGCUUUAGAAGUUGUCCAGUCUCUGAAGAUCCUAGGCAUAGAUAUUUCUGAACAACAAGCAAAGAAGAUUCUUCAAAGCAUUGAUGCUGAUGGGACAAUGUCAGUAGACUGGAAUGAAUGGAGAGACUACUUUUUAUUUAAUCCUGCUGAAAACAUUGAGGAAAUAAUUCGCUUCUGGAAACAUUCUGGGAUCGACAUAGGAGAUAGCUUAUCUAUUCCAGACGAUUUCACAGAAGAAGAAAAGAAAACUGGUCAAUGGUGGAGACAGCUUUUGGCAGGGGGGAUCGCUGGGGCUGUCUCACGAACAAGUACAGCACCUUUAGAUCGAAUGAAGGUCAUGAUGCAGGUUUAUGGUUCAAAGUCAAACAAAAUGAGCCUACUCGGUGGAUUUAAGCAGAUGGUAAAAGAAGGAGGCAUCCGGUCCCUUUGGAGAGGAAAUGGUGUGAAUGUCAUUAAAAUUGCUCCUGAGACAGCUGUUAAAUUCUGGGCAUAUGAACAGUAUAAGAAAUUGCUGACCAAAGAUGGUGCCAAAUUAGGAAACACUGAGAGAUUUAUUUCUGGUUCCAUGGCAGGUGCUACAGCCCAGACAUUCAUCUACCCCAUGGAAGUUUUAAAGACAAGGUUGGCUGUAGGCAAAACUGGGCAAUACUCAGGAAUUUAUGACUGUGCCAAGAAAAUCUUGAAGUAUGAGGGUGUGAAAGCCUUUUACAAGGGCUACAUCCCGAACUUCCUCGGUAUCAUCCCCUAUGCAGGAAUAGAUUUGGCUGUUUAUGAGCUAUUGAAGAAUUAUUGGCUCGAGCAUCAUGCAGAAGACUCUGUAAACCCUGGGGUAUUUGUGCUGUUAGGAUGUGGUACCUUGUCCAGUACAUGUGGCCAAUUGGCCAGCUAUCCUCUGGCUCUAGUCAGGACUCGCAUGCAGGCUCAAGCCAUGGUGGAAGGAGGACCCCAGUUGAGUAUGAUUGGCCUCUUUAAGAGAAUAAUUACCCAACAAGGAAUCCUUGGACUUUACAGUGGAAUUACGCCUAACUUCAUGAAAGUGCUCCCUGCAGUGAGCAUCAGCUAUGUUGUAUAUGAGAAAAUGAAGGAAAGCUUGGGAAUAGCCUCAAAGUGAAGUGCAAAUUCUUAGCUGGAGCCUGAUUCCAUGAAAGCACGAUAAUAUUUGUGUGUCUCUCAUCAUUUAAAGUCACCAAAGAUCUUUGAGAAGAGAUGCAUCAUGGCCUCACUGGGAGAAACAUAUUAAAGAACAUGUCAGGCAUCUUAUCUUAAUUUUAUACAUGUAAAAAUUUAAAGAUGAAAUCACAUUUUUGUUAAGUUUUUUUUAUGUUAAAACAUUUGAUAUUCACAGAGCUCUACUUGCCUUUCCAACUACUGUCCUCUUGGCUCCUGAUACCACAUUUAAAACAGUUGUUCAAUUAACUUGAAACACAAUCGAAGAGAAACUUAUUAUCAAGAGUAAAGUUUUCAGACAUUCACUUUUUGGUCAGCUAGACCUAUUUAUGUUAUCUUUUGUAUUGAAAUGCCUUAAACAAUUCGCCAGCUGGGGUUUACAUUUUAAAAAAAAUAAAUUUUGAAUAUCUUUUGCAACCAUUUUGGGGAAAAAACCUUCAAACAACCAGUUCACUUAAGCUAGUUGAUAAUAACUAAGCAGAUAGAGUUCUUUUUUUUUUUUUAAGCAAAAUAAAAACAAGGGGAGAGUUGUCAAAGUGUGGCAAUACCUCCAUUUCUUAUUCUAAUGUAUUGGAAGAGUGAUGAAAUUAUGCUCAUUUCACUGCUUAUCUUUUUGGCUUUAUCUGUAGAUGUUAUUAUAUCAAUAGCUCAUUUUAAUUCUCAUUACUAAAUUUGGAAAGGAAAUCACCAGUAUGAACAAAUUUGCUUUAUGAUGGAGGGCUCAGUGAGAACAUCCUUUGAAAUUUUAAAUUCCACUUCUCAGUUACUUUUGGGAAUUGAAUAAUUUCUCUUUCAUUCAGUUUCAUUGCUGUUACUCCUCUCUUCUUGCAUAGUUUGAGUGAGGAAACAACAGUGUUUUUUCCCCAAUAGUUCUCCAAGAUUUCUCAGCGCUUUCAUCACAGCUACCUUGUUAAUUUGGUAAUAUAACUGUCAUCAUUUCUGUUUUAUAGAAGUGAAAUGAUUCACCCAAAGGAACAGACAUAAUAAAUGGCAGAGCUGGAUCUCUAUAACAGGCUGAUACCAGUCAUUCACUUGGUUAAUCAAUGGCCAAGCACUAUUAAGCUCUAGGGAUACAAUAAAAGGGGCAAAACCCCCUUCUUAUCCUCAAAGAGCUUUCAUUCCAAUGGAGAGAUGAUGUACAAAUAAUUAGAUACAUAUAAGAUAUAUUUAGCAUAGAGAGAAGGUAAAUGGAGACAUUAACAGAUGGGAUUGGAAAAUGAUGAUUCUUUCUUUCCAUUAUACCCAGCAUCUCCUCAGAAAUGAGCCUAAGGGAGUUUCCUGUGUGCCAACUAAGAUUAUCCAUAUGCCAGGAGCACCAGGUGUUCUUGGCGGUUGAUUUCAAUUCCAGGUUACAUUUCAGUGGAACAUGGAUGAUUAUACAGAGAAAUACCCUAGAACUGCUGUAACAGCAGUCCACGCCUGUGCUCUGAAACCUAGUAUGAAAUUCCUUGCAUUUUAUCUCUAAGCUAUUCUUUGCCCAAAAGGAAGAGUUCCUAUUUCCAUUGUCAACAUUAGGGUCUAAAUUGUUUGCUACAUGUGUAGCUAAUAGCUAGGCACUAAUUCCCUUUUAAAAAAAAUACUUUUAAUUUAUGGAAUAAAAUAGGCAUUUCUAUAACAGUACAAUAAAAAAAAUUGCACAUGAAAUGGCAAAUUUACUAUAUGCAAUUUGCUAUUCCUUUCAAAUAUACAAUAAAAUUAUCAUGUAAAUUUCUUUUCCCCCCCUUUUCCCUCUCUCUCUUCCUCUCUUUGCACCUAGAGAUGGAUUCCAUUUGAAACAAAAAGGUGCACGUGCAUACACGCACAUAAAACUAUAUGUAAAAUUAUCCUAUACAUCUGUUUCAUUUCUUUCUCUGGAUGAAGAGAGCAUCUUUCUUCAUAUAUCCUUUAUAUUUAAUUUGGAUAUUUGAUUGUAUAUUGGUUGUUAUUUGAAGAGUACUCUAGGGUAUAAAAUAUCCAUAUUGUAACAUUACUGACCUGAAUUUGUGUCCACAAAGCAUUUUUUUUUCUGGGCAGGUCUUUUCUCUCCCCUGAAAAUUGUUGAAUAAGCUUUAAAAAUAUUUAUUAGGAGCUUAUAAUUCAGUUCCCCAAACUUGUAAAUAAUAAGUUUGAGGAUUCCCAAUAGGCUUUUUUUUUUUAAGCUGCUGUUGUAAUCUAGAUUGGUGAAAAAAAAAUCAAGUACUACUUAUAUCUACUGUUUGCUUUUCCUUAGUCUACCUCCUGUAUUUUUUGAGCCAAAGAAAGCAACAAGACAUUUGACCUCUACUGAAUGCUUGGGAAGUUUGAUUUGAAAAGUAAUUUUCAUGCAAAAUUAUUCCUUCUGAAGGUUUCCGUGUCUAAAAUAUAUGUGACAAAUGUAGAAAGUAGUUGUGUCCUCCAGGGAUUUUUUGGUACCUUGGAAUAAGCCCUAAAUAGCUCAGCAGGAUACACAUUUCAGUUUUUAUUUUAUUCAUCAAACAGGAGGAUUGAUCAUUUUGCUAACUUUGACAUAUAUCUAGUUGCUAAAAAAGAGAAACUGCUCAGCUGUCACCAUUUGCUUUUAUGGAGAUUAUUUGAAAUGGUAAAGGAAUGAAAGUGAUUUAUAUGUGCUUCAUGUCUCUCUUGAAAACAUCUGUUUACUUUCAUAAAACUUCAAUUUUAAAAUAG
Molecule: messenger RNA, 4560 nt
Organism: Sarcophilus harrisii (Tasmanian devil)
Lineage: Eukaryota; Metazoa; Chordata; Mammalia; Dasyuromorphia; Dasyuridae
Product: calcium-binding mitochondrial carrier protein SCaMC-1
Exons: 10
Coding region: 431-1861 (476 amino acids)
Biological process (GO): transmembrane transport
Cellular component (GO): mitochondrial inner membrane
Molecular function (GO): calcium ion binding; ATP transmembrane transporter activity
Source: RefSeq, a predicted model, not a curated record